GCUGUUUCCAGCUAUGUAAUGUUUUUCGGUCCCAUGAGAUGGAAAUUGAGCAGUGCCUGCUGGAGUCCCUCCCUCUCGGCCAGCGGCAGCGGCUGGUGAAGCGGAUGCGCUGUGACCAAAUAAAGGCAUAUUAUGAACGAGAAAAAGCUUUCCAGAAACGGGAGGGCUACGCAAAAAAACUGAAACAUGGAAAGAAUCAUCGAGUUCAUUUUAAUCUUGCUGAUGUGAUACAGGAUGCAAUCAUACGUCGUGAUGAUAAAGAAGUGCUACGGCUAUUGAAGGAUGGUGCCGACCCUCAUAUGCUUGUUUCCUCAGGAGGCUCCUUGCUCCAUCUGUGUGCCCGCUACGAUAAUGCAUUUGCUGCAGAAAUUCUCAUUGACAGAGGAGUAAAUGUAAAUCAUCAAGAUGAAGAUUUUUGGACAUCAAUGCAUGUAGCCUGUGCCUGUGAUAAUCCUGAUAUUGUACUGCUACUGCUACUAGUAAGUAAAGCAAUCCAAUGCAUUGUGUGCUUGAAAAGGAAACAGAAU
Messenger RNA from Cariama cristata (Red-legged seriema), 527 nucleotides. RefSeq names its product unconventional myosin-XVI-like. Gene Ontology annotation, cellular component: myosin complex; nucleoplasm; perinuclear region of cytoplasm. Gene Ontology annotation, biological process: negative regulation of G1/S transition of mitotic cell cycle; phosphatidylinositol 3-kinase/protein kinase B signal transduction; neuron projection morphogenesis. NCBI's taxonomy places the organism in Eukaryota, Metazoa, Chordata, Aves, Cariamiformes, Cariamidae. The annotation marks the transcript as partial. Gene Ontology annotation, molecular function: actin filament binding; protein phosphatase binding. The transcript is spliced from 3 exons. The record is from RefSeq and is a predicted model, not a curated record.